This is a messenger RNA of Styela clava, 2257 nucleotides long. RefSeq lists its product as uncharacterized. Gene Ontology annotation, cellular component: extracellular region. Gene Ontology annotation, molecular function: cytokine activity. NCBI's taxonomy places the organism in Eukaryota, Metazoa, Chordata, Ascidiacea, Stolidobranchia, Styelidae. The record is from RefSeq and is a predicted model, not a curated record.
UCAACUCGAUAUCAUACUAAUGAAACUACGCGAGACAUUGAGAAAAUUUAUUUUGGAACAGGCGAUGGAUUUGAUGAUGCCACCAGGACUAAGCAUUUUAUAAGUAGUGCUUUACGCAUGGAAGCUUCGCCGUCACGCUUUGCUGUGAUCGGGGGAAAGGGUGGCCAGCGUGACGCAAAUGCCGUAAACAACAUAAUCUUCAAGAUUUUACGAUUUCGAAACGCAGAACUGAUUCUAAUGGGUAAUCUCGUGUCUAUUGUGAAAUAGUUGGAUAUAACCUCAAACAGAAAUGGUGAAGAUAUAUUUUUAUUUUGUUCGUUUGGUGUUAUUACUGACGCUAUUUUCAGUCUGUUGGUGUUCUGUAAAUCGAUUUUCUUCUGUCAAAGGUUAUAAGAAAUUAGGGAGUUCGGAAAUAAGGAAAAAGUGCAAAAUGUUCGUGGAUAGAAAACUGCGCCAGGCCUGUCGAUAUAUUUCAUUAAGUCCGCAUUUCAAGAGUGAGUUAAUUGAGUCAUAUGAUCAUGAUCCGGUAUUGCCAAUGGAAAGCGAAGAUGAAAUUGAAAAACCUAGAAUACAAAAUAUUCACAACCCCAUAACUGGAGUGUUAAGUGAGGAUACCGAUAUAAAGAAUGUGGAAAGACCGUGUGACUAUAAUGGAAAUGACAUAGUGGAAAUCGAAUACGAAAUCGAAUAUCCCGCAAUACAAAAUCUUCGCGUCCGCGAAUCUGAAGUUUUGUCAGAGAAUACGAAUCUUAGUGAUGAAAAUGAACAAACAAAUCUUUUGUAUGAUAGGAUAACUGGAAAAGGGCGAAACGAUCUACGCAUUGAAAGGCCAGAAGAAAAUUCUUGGCAUUAUAAUUCGAUUCAACCAGGUAGGGACGACGGUUCGCGAGGAAUGUUGGUAGUUUCUGAAACACCACCGCCGACUACAAUCACGAUGAUAGAGAAGAUUCCUGCUAGAAUAGAGAAUCUAGAAGCGAUUUUUCCCGGAAUACCCGUGAAAUUGGGCAAACCUGCAGGAAGACCAACGUGUGAACCGAGUUUAUUGGGAAAAGAGAAACAUCAAAUGAGCAUUUCUCCUUGGGAUUACUACGUCGACUAUGACCCACUCAGAUUCCCGGAAAAGAUUUUGUUUGCCCGAUGUCUCUGCCAAGGAUGCAUUAAUAUUGCUACCGGUAACGAAGAUUUUAGCUUAGCAUCUGAACUAUUGACAACGGAAGAAUCAGUGAUAAUGAGAAAAUCUGCAUCGAUAACGUUCUCGAGUUGUGAUUCUAAGACAGGAGAUUGCGAGCUGAAAGUCAUUGAGAUUCCUAUCGGGUGUCAUUGUAGAAGGUUUUCAUUCGAAUAGACCACGAUGACUUGACAAUCUCAGUAAAGCCUAAUGAAUAACAGUAGCCUACUUCACGGUCUUGUAUUUUCAAUAAACUCAUAUACAAAGUUUAGAGCAGUCAAUUCGAAACUGUUCUACGACAAGCUCAUAAUAAAUGCAUUCAAGUCUAUAAAAUGGAUAGGUGUCCGAAGACUAGUAUCACGCUUUAAUGUUUGUGGCAUAAUUUACAUAAGAUUUGUGUAAUAUUAGGAUUAAGUUCCACUUGCUAAAGACUAGAUACCCAUUCAAUUGAAGUAUUCAACCAAAUUCACUUUUUUUAUUAUUCGAAGCAAGGCUCGAUUACCGGUAGAAAAGUUGAAAGCAAUCACUGUCACACAAUGGGUUUUGGAUAUGACCCUGUGACCAAUAUGCGGAUACCAAAACAUCGGAUACCGGUUGGCCCGAGACUCGACAAAAUUCACCUGAACGAUGACUGUGAUGCAUUUGUAGAAUGAAAAGGUGUAAUGAGAUUGUUGUAUUCUGCAUCCUACAUUUCGUUGAGAAAGGUCUUAUCGUGCAUUCUGUUUUUUUUAUUAUCGUAUAUAUAAUUUGAAUAUCUAAAUAUGAUCAACACUGGUACAAAGAUGCAAGUUUGUUGGAUAGUAUUCGUCAUGAUAUACCAGAAGCAAACAACAUAAUAUACAAACAAAUAUUAACUUUGCAGUCCGUUGAAUACACGAAUUUGUGAAAAUGUCCAUAGCAUCUAUAUCUUAUGUAUAACAGAUUUAUCGUAUUUCUGAUACUAUAGACAAAAAUAUGGAACUGACUGAGAAAUCAAGUUUUCGUUGAGUAAAUCUGCAUUUGGCUGUUUACACUCAACAUGCUAUUCUGCGAAAGCUUGAUUUGGUAUUUUCAGCCCUAAAAUUACGACUAUUUUUUUUUUUGAAUGAA